Molecule: messenger RNA, 1198 nt
Organism: Vitrella brassicaformis
Lineage: Eukaryota; Vitrellaceae
Source: the annotation of a GenBank genome assembly
GGCCCAAUCCGGUCCCAUGCCCGUGCACGUGUCGUGCCCUCCCAAAGGGCCAACGGUAGCGCGGUAUGAGAGAGGAGUGGCAGUUAGUGUGUGGGAGGAAGCGUAGUAUUCGUUUCACGCAAUUCUGGUUGUCCCGUCGAGUUGUUAGCCCCUACCUGUUGCUUGCAAUGUCGGCGCCCUUUUGCCCGACUCCUCGGCCGCCAUCGCUCGGCACGCUGCCGCGUCCGUGUCGUUUGGCCCAUCUCGCCCGUCGUGUCGUGGACUUCGGGCCGUGCAAGCGGUUCUGUCAGACGUCCGCCCUAGUGACCGGUGAAGGACACCGGCUUAUGUUGAAUACUCUCGAUCUGCUACACGAGGUAUGCCUGUGCGUGUCGUGUUGUCGGUCCGUCAAGUGUGUCUCGUGGUUGUCUCAGAGCGGGUACUCGAUGAGUGAUAUCGUCUAUAUCUUGGCGCAAGCCGCCUGCCAGCUUGACGAGUGUUUCAGACUCUUCCGUCCCGGCGGUCAGCGAGAGCGUAUGCUGGCUUGUCUUGUGCAUACCUUUCUUGCACAUUGCUUGCUUGAAGACGAGACUCUCUCGCUUUCGACCUGGUAUACCCGUCUGGUAAGUAUGGCCCCGUCUGGCGCGUAUGGCUGUAAUCGCUGGGCUACACAGCUUGAAUCGCUGCUUCACUGUACUGUGUAUUUCAGGCAACUUCCUACUGCUCAUUGUCUACUUUCGAGAAGUCUUCCUUCCGCCUGUUAACGCUUCAGAGCUGUCGUCUGUAUGUGGCCGAUGAGAUCGUAUUGGCACGGGCCGCGUACUUUCGAUGUAAUUCCUCCUGGCACGACCCGUCCCUCAUUGUUGUUCUUUCGUAUUUCCCUUAUGCAGUCGACAGGCGGGCAAGGCCGCCGGAGGCUGACGGGGAUGAUGACCUUAUGAGCACGGGUCUAACGGUAAGAUUCCACCCUUCGUGCGGAGACACGUUAGUUAGACAAGCCUGUCAUUCAGGUGUCUGUGAUUGGUCCCUUCGGUCGAAGCCUGCCGCUCUUCAGCGAUGCGUAAAGGGGCUGCUAUUUUGGUGUCGCGCUUGGCGGCAAAAAGAGCGUCCGUGGGUAGAGGGAGGUGACCUGCAUAGAUUGACGGUAACCGGGUGCAACAGCGACUGAUACGAAGUGUGCGUGUAAUGUGAGAGUAUCCCUUAAGUGCAUGUUCGCUCA